CCACCCUCUUCUUAAGAAAUGCCAUCUCAAUCCUGCUAUUUAAAUCACAUUUGUUCUUGAAUCUCUUCAUAUUCCAGAGCUCCUGAGCGAGUGCUGUGUCUCAAGAAAUAUCCUACCAUGCAUUCGCACGAUAGACCUCUAUCUGCUCAAGGGGACUCUGGGCUUGUCCUCACAACAGAUCCAAAACCCCGGCUCCGUUGGACCACUGAGCUUCAUGAGCGGUUCGUCGAUGCCGUUGCCCAGCUUGGAGGACCAGAUAAGGCCACGCCAAAGACCAUCAUGAGAGUUAUGGGUGUUAAGGGUCUCACUCUUUACCAUCUCAAGAGCCAUCUUCAGAAAUUCAGACUUGGGAAGCAACCGCAUAAGGAUUUCAAUGAUCAAGCAGUUAAGGAUGGAGAGAAAGCAGCUUCAGCAUUAGGUAAUCAAAGAAAUGCUACCCCCACGCCUGUCUUAAUGGGUCGCAACAUAAAUGACAGGAACAUGCACUUUAAUGAAGCACUUAGGAUGCAAAUGGAAGUACGAAGGAGAUUGAAUGAACAAUUAGAGGUUCAGAGACACCUCCAAAUGAGGAUUGAUGCUCAAGGAAAGUAUAUGCAAACUAUAUUGGAGAAAGCUUGUCAAACACUCACAGGCAAAAACGGAGACUGUCAAAGCUACCAUGGUGUUGGUAAUCAAGGAUACACCGAGGUUGGAUCCAUGAAAGAUUUUUCUUCUUCUGUGAACUUCCCAUGUCUAGAAGAUUUGCACAUAUAUGGAGAGAGGCCUAACCCAUACGAUAGCAGCAAAGCCCCGAUAAUUUGGUCCAAUGAUAUGCAACUGCUACAAGAAGUGGGAACAGCAGCGGCAUGUAUUCCCUCUCAAGAGGAUGCUUUCAAAAGCUACUUAAAGCAGCAUCAUGAAGAAGAAAGUUCAGGCUCUGGUGAAGCUUGAGCAACCAGCAUAACGAAGGGAACCCACUUCAGCAGACUGAAGUAGUGAUCUUAAAUCACUGAGAGUAUGCAACUAUAAGUGUCAUUCUAUAUAUCGAUUUAUGUAUGUGUCAGAUGAAAUAUCAUAAAUAUAAGAACACAUGCACAAGGGCUCCAUUCAAGUAGGAGAAUUCUCUCCUAGCUAGUUGAUAAAUUUGCCUGGA
This is a messenger RNA of Vitis riparia (riverbank grape), 1132 nucleotides long. RefSeq names its product myb family transcription factor IPN2-like. The record is from RefSeq and is a predicted model, not a curated record. The transcript is spliced from 7 exons. Lineage: Eukaryota; Viridiplantae; Streptophyta; Magnoliopsida; Vitales; Vitaceae. Gene Ontology annotation, molecular function: DNA binding; DNA-binding transcription factor activity. The coding region runs from base 118 to 930 and encodes 270 amino acids.